AUGCAGCAGAUCAAGGAUGUUCCUCCUUGGACAGGCCCCCAUGUGCAGAGGGAACAAAUAUUCAAUGGCAGCUCCAUGAAUGAGUUCCUCCUCUUGGUGUUUGCAGACACACGGGAGCUGCAGCUCUUGCACUUUUGGCUCUUCCUGGGCAUCUACCUGGCUGCCCUCCUGGGAAAUGGACUCAUCAUCACCGCCGUAGCCUGCGACCACCGCCUCCACACCCCCAUGUACUUCCUCCUCCUCAACCUCUCCCUUAUUGACCUGGGCUGCAUCUCCACCAUUCUCCCUAAAACCAUGGCCAAUUCUCUCUGGAACACCAGGGCCAUUCCCUACUUGGGAUGUGCUGCACAGGUCUUUCUGUUUGCCGCCUUAAUCUCAGCAGAGAUUUACCUUCUCACAGUCAUGGCGUAUGACCGCUACGUGGCCAUCUGCAAACCCUUGCACUAUGGGACCCUCCUGGGCAUCAAAGCUUGUGUCCACAUGGCAGCAGCUGCCUGGGGCAGUGGCUUUCUCAGUGCUGUGCUGCACACGACCAACACAUUUUCCCUAACCCUCUGCCAUGGCAAUGCUGUGGACCAGUUCUUCUGUGAAAUCCCCCAGAUCCUCAAGCUCUCCUGCUCAGACUCAGGCUACCUCAGGGUAGUUGGCCUUCUUGUGGUUGGUGUUUGUUUAGCAUUUGGGUGUUUUGUUUUCAUUGUGGUGUCCUAUAUGCAGAUCUUCAGGGCUGUGCUGAGGAUCCCCUCUCAGCAGGGACGGCACAAAGCCUUUUCCACGUGCCUGCCUCACCUGGUUGUCAUCUCCCUGUUUAUCAGCACUGCCAUGUUUGCCUACCUGAAGCCCCCCUCUAUCUCCUCCCCUUCCCUGGAUCUGGCGGGUUCAGUUCUGUACUCAGUGGUACCUCCAGCAGUGAACCCCCUCAUCUACAGCAUGAGGAACAAGGACCUCAAGGAUGCCUUGAGAAAACUGAUCCAAUGGACUUUGUGCCAUGCACAGAAAUUUUCUACCCCUUCUCUGCAGCACUCCCAGAGUAUAUUUUAG
Egretta garzetta (little egret) is the source of this 1038-nucleotide messenger RNA. Its product is annotated as olfactory receptor 14A16. The record is from RefSeq and is a predicted model, not a curated record. Gene Ontology annotation, molecular function: G protein-coupled receptor activity; olfactory receptor activity. The transcript has a single exon. Gene Ontology annotation, cellular component: membrane. The coding region runs from base 1 to 1038 and encodes 345 amino acids. Gene Ontology annotation, biological process: G protein-coupled receptor signaling pathway. NCBI's taxonomy places the organism in Eukaryota, Metazoa, Chordata, Aves, Pelecaniformes, Ardeidae.